CAUGACCCUUUACUCUGUCGUAAACACAACAUUUAGUAAUUAAAACGCCGAUGGAAAAUUAAGCUCUGGAAAUAGCGUAGCGGAGGCUUUUUGGGGUAGCCGGCGAAGCAAUUCGUUAAUUCUCCAUGGAUAUGGAGAAGAAAGAGGGUAAAGCCUCCCUGUUGUGGUUCGAAACCUCGGACUCUGUUUGUCGCCAACACCAGUUUGAGCCCGAUGGUCGACUCUCCGUUGUGAUUGUUGGUGAUUCCAGGCCCUUCUACCAAAGGGUGGUUGGAGCUUUCAUGAAUAAAUUUUAUCCCUCGGGAUAUCCAUACAGUGUGAAUGAAGGCUACCUUAGAUACACACAGUUUCGAGCCCUGCAACAUGUUACCAGGGCAGCGCUAUCGGUGCUAUCAACUCAGUCCUUACUAUUUGCUGCAGGGUUGCGGCCCACUCCUGCACAAGCGACAGCUGUUAGUUGGAUUUUGAAGGAUGGAAUGCAACAUGUGGGGAAGGUGAUCUGUAGCAAUUGGGGUGCUAGAAUGGAUUCUGAGCCUAAACGUUGGAGACUGCUAGGUUUGCAUGUGGGCUGCUUUAUACUUUCUGCAGCUGAUGUUCUCUAUGAUAUAGGCAUUGGCUUAGAAGUUCUUUCUCCAUUAUGCCCACAUCUUUUUCUUGAAGUGGCAGGCUUAGGAAAUUUUGCAAAGGGGAUAGCAGUUGUUGCAGCAAGAGCAACAAGGUUGCCCAUAUAUUCUUCAUUUGCUAAAGAAGGAAAUCUCAGCGACCUAUUUGCUAAAGGGGAGGCUUUCUCAACUCUCUUUAGUGUUAUAGGAAUUGGAGUUGGAAUUCAAUUAGCAUCUACUAUCUGCGGAUCAAUGCAGGGAAAGUUGGUUGCGGGUCCUCUCCUUUCAAUUAUACAUUUAUACAGCGUGUCUGAAGAAAUGAGAGCAACUCCUAUCAAUACCUUGAAUCCACGAAGAACUGCAAUGGUGGUGGAUGAUUUUCUCAAGGCAGGAGUUGUAUCAAGCCCUUCUGAUCUAAGAUAUAGGGAAAAUCUGCUGUUUAAUCUGCAACUCAAAGAAGAUACGGGAAAUGUAAAAGUGGGGAAGGCUGUGCACAAGGCCAUUAGGCCUUCCAGGCUUUGCAGUCACAACCAUAUAGUCCUAUACUUCCAACCCUACUUUUACUUCUAAAAUACUUUUCCACGACAAACAACAUGGCAACCAUGAGAAAAAGAAAUCAUUUACAAGCACCAAAAGGUAACUGUGGAAGUUUGUGCAUUAAGCAAUGUAGGAUGUCAAUAUACCUAUAUAUGGAUCAGUGAUAGGCAGAAUCAUGAACCCCCAUGUGAUGCAUUAAGUCUUCUCCUUUCACACGCUCUUCUCACUUCCCAAUAUUCUCUUUUCAUGUUUACACUUUAUGUUGCACCAUCUGCUACGCAAUGUUAACGGCUCCUAAAAGACGUAAGAGAGGUUGGUUCAGAAACUGUAUUGUGUUGCUUUUAUGUCACGUUUUCUUCCUUCUCUUCCUAUAAAUUACUUUCGCUCUCUUUACAUUUUUUUCCCACAUCUCUCUUUUCAUUGUACUUCAAAUCUUUCUCUUUCUCUAUCGCUCUACCACUUUCUUCCACUGCAGGUGCAUCCAUUCUCUAAUAUUAUUAUUAUAUAAAAUUGCAUUCUUUUUUCGUAUUGUCAUGCAUCUUUCUAAUGCGUCACUCCAUGCAUGCAUCACGGGACUAUCAUUCUACUCUCGAGUCCUUAGUUCUUUUUCUUGUGACAGUUAAGAUCCGUUUCAUGUGUUUUCCUUCGCUUUACGUUCAUGCUCAUGAUUUCAUUCCUCUUAAUCUGUAAUACUUGUUUGAGCUGUUCCUGAUCACUUCCAAC
Molecule: messenger RNA, 1862 nt
Organism: Vigna umbellata (rice bean)
Lineage: Eukaryota; Viridiplantae; Streptophyta; Magnoliopsida; Fabales; Fabaceae
Product: protein root UVB sensitive 2, chloroplastic-like
Biological process (GO): response to UV-B; auxin polar transport
Cellular component (GO): chloroplast envelope
Source: RefSeq, a predicted model, not a curated record